AUGGAUCCUCUUGCGCCGGUGGCGCCGCCACCCGAUGGCGUUGUGCCUGACUUCCACAGCUUCACUUCCCACCAGCUUGAGCUGUGCAUCAUUUUUGCCGUCACAUUUUCCGCCGCCACCUUGCUCGUGGGAGCUAGGCUUUAUACUGGCUUCUGCCUCGUGAAGGGCUCAGCGUGGGAUGCUUUGCUCGUCGUGAUAUCGUGGUGUUUUAGUGCGGGCUUCUUCGUAGCCAUUGUUAUUAUACUUCCGGCAGGCUUCGGCAGACACAUUUGGGACGUCAACCAGGAACAGUUUGCAGCCUUCCUCCGCAUGGUGCCGGUCCUAGCUGUCACCUACUUAUGGCCGCCUACAUGCGUCAAGCUAUCCCUGGCGAUAAUCUACUACCGAAUCAAUCCCAACAUGGUGUUCCGGUACUGUGGGCACUGUGUAGCCGCCUUCACCAUCACACCGACAGUCGUCUAUACCGUGCUCCUCUUGGGCCCGUGCAACCCGCAGAAGGGCAACCUGCAAUGCCUAAACAGCGUGACCAUAUCACAGAUGGCGACGAACAUCAGCAGCGACUUGCUCCUCCUGGCAAUGCCUAUACCAAUGACGCUGAAGCUUAACAUGCCCAAGAGGCAAAAGCUGACAGUGGCCGCGUUACUGGCCCUCAGCUCUUCUUGCGUCGUGUUCCCAAUCAUCCGCGCAGGAUAUAUCCAGAGCUGGGUCUCCAACGUCGACGUGACCUACAACCAGGCGACCGUGACGAUCCUGGCCAUUCUCGAGCUCAACAUCGGACUCAUCUGUAACUCGAUGGCCAUGCUCCGCCCGUUCGUGCGGCAGCACAUGCCACGCCUCGGAGAGAAGCUCUUUGGCAGCGGCGUCACUGGCCCGUCUUCUCACCCGAGCGAUAACAGCAACAGCCGUAGCAGGAUUGCCGGCCGUGAUCGGACCCAGACCACCGUGACGGCCGCCGCGGGCGGCGGCGGCGGCGGCGGCGGCGGUAGCACCAGGGUCCCUUUCCACGAGCGCUGGGCCGGGCGUGGUCGGUCAGACAACUACAUGCUUCACAGCAUUGGCAAGUCUGGCAUGCCGCCGUCCGAUAUGGCAGUGCUGGAAGCUCAGCAGGAGAACCAUGGGAAGAUCCAGAUCACGAGCGAGAUUGAAGUCAGCAAAAGCGGGGAGUCGUCCAGCGAGCGCCGGAUCAUGUACGACUCGUCCUGA
Molecule: messenger RNA, 1203 nt
Organism: Microdochium trichocladiopsis
Lineage: Eukaryota; Fungi; Ascomycota; Sordariomycetes; Xylariales; Microdochiaceae
Exons: 4
Coding region: 1-1203 (400 amino acids)
Source: RefSeq, a predicted model, not a curated record